AGGUCCGUUUUUUUUUUUUUUUUUACCUCUUCGCUUUCCUUAUUCCACCCUGCCUUGCUCUCUUUCUUUCUCUAUUUAAAACGCCUUUCCCCUGCCGAGCGCGUAUUGUAUUUAUUUAUUUAUGCAUCUCAUUUGAAGUAUUUAAAUAUUAUUAUUGAAAACAUAUUUUUCUCUCUUUUUUUUUUUUUUUUUUUUUUGUGUUGUUGUUGUUGCACAUUUUUAAGCCGUUCCUCAAAUGAGAAGACGUAAAAGAUGGAGCUUCAUAUUUUAGAGCACAGCUUGAAAGUGGCGAGUAUAGAAAAAGAGGGGAUCCAGAUUUGCACUCACGGAUUAAUAAAACUCGCUUUCCUGGCCUCCAAAACAAGAUGCAAGUUCUUCAGCCUGACGGAGACUCCAGAGGACUACACCAUCAUCGUGGACGAGGAAGGCUUUAAAGAGCUGCCGCAGUCGGAGCACAUCAGCGUCGCCGACGCCACGUGGUUGGCCCUCAACGUGGUGCCGGGGGGCGGCAACGCCUCCAACUCGCAACCCAUCGGAGUCACCAAAAUCGCUAAAUCGGUCAUCGCGCCGCUGGCCGACCACAACAUCUCCGUUUUCAUGCUGUCGACGUAUCAGACCGACUUCAUUCUGGUGCGGGAGCGAGACCUGCCGAUGGUCAUGCACACGCUGUCUUCCGAAUUCACUUUGCUCCGGGUGGUCAACGGAGAGACCGUCGCCGUCCACGACCUCGGGGUCACCAAUGGCUUCGUGAAGCCCAAACUGGCACCCCGUCCCGUCAUUCACCCGUUGUCUAGUCCCAGCAACAUGUUCUGUGUGACCAGCCUGGACCCGGACACGCUGCCCUCUGUAGCCACCCUGCUCAUGGACGUCAUGUUUUACUCUGGAGGGCUAAAGGAGGCCGGAGCCUCCAGCGAGGACUCCAGCCACAUCCGCUUCUUCUCCUUCUCCCUAAUCGAGGGCUACAUCUCUCUGGUCAUGGACGAACAGACGACUCAAAGGUUUCCCAACAAUGUCCUCUUCACCAGUGCUUCUGGUGAGCUCUGGAAAAUGGUUCGGAUCGGUGGACAGCCCUUAGGGUUCGACGAGUGCGGCAUCGUGGCUCAAAUAUCAGAACCCCUGGCCACCGCUGACAUUCCAGCUUACUACAUCAGCACCUUCAAGUUCGACCAUGCGCUGGUCCCCGAAGAAAACAUCCAAAGUGUGAUCGGAGCCCUGCGGACCAAGAGCACGGCGGAGUGAAGGAAGAGAAGAGGAAGAAGAAGAAGAAGAAGAAGAAGAAGAAGAAGAAGAAGAAGAAGAAGAAGAAGAAGAAGAAGAAGAAGAAGAAGAAGAAGAAGAAGAAGAAGAAGAAGAAGAAGAAGAAGAAGAAGAAGAAGAAGAAGAAGAAGAAGAAGAAGAAGAAGAAGAAGAAGAAGA
Messenger RNA from Cyclopterus lumpus (lumpfish), 1416 nucleotides. It is a transcript of the gene castor2, whose product is annotated as cytosolic arginine sensor for mTORC1 subunit 2. Gene Ontology annotation, cellular component: cytosol. Bases 253 to 1239 code for a protein of 328 amino acids. NCBI's taxonomy places the organism in Eukaryota, Metazoa, Chordata, Actinopteri, Perciformes, Cyclopteridae. Gene Ontology annotation, biological process: cellular response to L-arginine; negative regulation of TORC1 signaling. The record is from RefSeq and is a predicted model, not a curated record. The transcript is spliced from 9 exons.